Molecule: messenger RNA, 1096 nt
Organism: Culicoides brevitarsis
Lineage: Eukaryota; Metazoa; Arthropoda; Insecta; Diptera; Ceratopogonidae
Product: prostasin-like
Exons: 5
Coding region: 16-798 (260 amino acids)
Biological process (GO): proteolysis
Molecular function (GO): serine-type endopeptidase activity
Source: RefSeq, a predicted model, not a curated record
UUUUCAAAUCUCUAAAUGAAAAUGAGGUUUGUGCUUUUAUUAGUUUGUGCAGCUUUGGCUUUCGUGAAUUGCCAGCCAGGUAAUCACUCUGGAAACAGGAUUGUUGGAGGAGAAUGGGCUAGACAUGGAGAGUUUCCGUGGAUUGUUACUAUUCAUAUAAAUGGAAGGCACUACUGCGGCGGAAGCAUCGUCAAUAACUACUGGGUUGUAACAGCAGCUCAUUGUGUUCAUCCCGUAAAUCAGUGUGUCGUUUAUGCCGGCGCUUAUGAUAUCUUCCAAUGGACAACUGGAACUGAACAAACUCGUAAAGUAGCUCGAUUCUUCGCACACGAAGCUUAUGGCCCUCAAAUCGGUCCCAAUGACAUUGCAAUGUUGAAAGUAACACAACCUUUUGAAUUUAAUCAAUAUGUGAGAACCGUACAGCUUCCAUGGCCUAACACGUAUCCAAGUGGUUGGGCUUUGGCUGCUGGUUGGGGAGAUCAAUCACGAGACCAGAGCGGAAAUUAUGCACAAUAUUUGAAGAAAGCAUGGCUGCCAAUUCAUACGAGCGAAAAAUGUGCCGAACUUUAUCGCGUUUUCUCAAUUAAAUAUGACAAACGAGUAAAUGUAUGUGCUGGACAAUUAGAUGGAUCACAUGCUACAUGUAAUGCCGAUUCUGGUGGCCCAUUGACACAAGAUGGAGUUUUAGUUGGCGUCGUUUCAUGGGGACCUCAACCUUGUGCAUUGCCAAAUCGUCCAGGAGUAUUUGUACUGACUUCUUCUUUCGUCAACUGGAUUCAGCAACAUAUGCAAACUUAAAACCUUAUAAGUCUUAAAAUAUCGCGAUCAUGUUUUUGUUAAACCUAACCUCAAUUUAAUUUAACUUUUCAAUAUACAUUUCAAAAUUUAAUUAUAAUUUAAAGAAAAAUUACAUAAAAGUUAAAAAGAGAGAGAUAUUGACUGAUAAUAAAUUAUUUCGAGUUGAAGUCAUUGAAAUUUCGAUAAUUUUGAUUUUCAAGAAAAUUUUACAAGAAGAAUCAUUAAAAAUCUUAAAAUUUAACCUUAAUUCGUUGAAAAUUUCCUAAAAUUGCGAUUAAAAUCCAUAAAAAAUAUUUUU